AUGGCAGCUACUAGUUUCUCCUUGCCGACAUUCCCGCCAUUCGAUGUCCAUGCCGACAGAAAUACUGGUCAUCGCUGGAAAAAAUGGCUAGGCCGCUUUGAACAGUUGCUUGUGGCGAUGAAUAUUACCGACAAAAAACAACAACGUGCGAUGCUAUUACAUUUCGCAGGACCGGCUGUUGACGAAAUUUUUGACACCCUUUCAGACACUGGCGAAGCGAAAGACUACGACAAAGCGAUAGAAGCACUCAAUGCCUAUUUCAUUCCGCACGUAAACACGGCGUUUGAAGAAUAUAAUUCCCGCCAAGCGAAGCAAAACCAAAGCGAAACCCUAGAUGCCUUUCAUACACGUUUACGUCAGCUAUCGCAAAAUUGCUCGUUUACAGAUGUCGAUAAAGAGAUAAAGAACCAAAUAAUCGUUGGUUGCUCAUCACAGAAACUUCGAAGAAAGGCUCUACAUGAAGACCCGACCUUAAAGAACCUUUUAGACGCGGGGAGAGCCGAAGAAACGAGUCAAAUACAAGCGCAAUUCAUGGAGAAACAAGAGUCAAGUCAAAAUAUCAACGCCAUUAAGACGGGCGCUCUCGAGAAACAUAACCCCUCGCCUCGCGACAUGAGAAAACCACAAAAUCAACGUCACAGCUCAAAUUAUCAAAGAAAUUUCAACAAACCCCACACAUCAACUUGCCGCAACUGUGGUUAUACCUGGCAAGGUUUAGGAUUCAAUUUUUGCUGUAGUGUUUCUGUAUUGUGCUACAAAACACAACAGAUUAAGUAUAUGAAGGGUAUAUUGUAUGUGUAUGUACAUAGCUAA
Paramuricea clavata is the source of this 813-nucleotide messenger RNA. The record is from the annotation of a GenBank genome assembly. Lineage: Eukaryota; Metazoa; Cnidaria; Anthozoa; Malacalcyonacea; Plexauridae.